Messenger RNA from Closterium sp. NIES-67, 1239 nucleotides. Lineage: Eukaryota; Viridiplantae; Streptophyta; Zygnematophyceae; Desmidiales; Closteriaceae. The record is from the annotation of a GenBank genome assembly.
ACCUAAUUUUCACUUAUCCUUCCAUGAGGAAAGCAACCCCGUCUCUUCUCUCAGUAUAAUAACAGCUUAGAAUCCCCGCGUAUUAGGUCUCCAAGUUUAUCAUAGUUCGGCUGUAACGCUACUAUAACAUGGCUCGUUCAUUACUAGUAGUUCUGUGCCUUGCGUUGGCCGCUCACACCGCUCUUGCGGAGGUUUGCCCCAUGUUCGAGUGCGGGCCUGGCAACUUCAAACAAGGCAAGUUCACUGACCCCACGGAUCCGUACAAGGAGCCGGCGGACCCUCUGCACGAGGCAUACUUCACGCCGGGGCAGAUGUACCAGUACGAGAAGUUCAACAUUAGCGACGACCUGAUCGCGACCCCGCAGCUGGACUGCUACAAGGUGUGUGAGUAUUACAACAUGCAGCUGCCCAGCAACGACAACUCGGCGAACAAGGCCAAGUACUGGAUGUUCGAGGAGACGUGUCUGGACGCGACGGGCGGCAUCUGCACGUGCUACAACAAGCUGCAGUGCAAGGACGACAAGAGCUACAGCAGCAAGUGGAUGGAGCCGGCGCGCGGCGUGGGCACGGAGGACUACGAGGUGCCGGCCAACUUCACGGUGGGCGAGCUGUGCGAGGGCAAGGACAAGGGCGACCCGCACUUCACGGGCGCCGACGGGUCGCACUUCGACUUCAGCGGCAAGCCGAACCGCAACUACGCGCUGGUGUCGGACCCGCACUUCCAGAUGAACGGCUUCUUCGGCGGGCGCUACAGCCGGUGGAACGGCGACGUAAAGGCGCUGACAUGGAUCCGGUCCGUGGGCAUCAUGGCGGGCCACCACACGGUGGUUCUGGAGGCGCGGCGCGGCGGCGACGCGGAGUACGGCAGCGGGUACCUGGCGCGCGUGGUGGCGGACGGCGCGGCGGUGGAGGUGACGGUGCCCGGCACGACGGUGCAGCUGUGGGACGGCGCGACGCUGAGGUGGGAGGCGGCGCGGUCGGUGAGCGGCACGGACCUGGUGGACGUGUACGACGUGAGGAUCGAGGGCGUGGCCACCAUCCGCCUGACGCUGAGGCCCGAGGUGAAGAACCUUCGCACGCCCACCGACGCCGCCGUGCACUUCGGCCUCGACGUCCUCUCCUCCUCCUUCUCCCACGCCGUGCACGGCGUCCUCGGCCAAACGUUCCGCCCCGACUUCCAGGGUCGAUUGUAAGUCACGCCGCCCUUGGAGGCCUUCCGUCUGCGCUUUGCAGUCCCAG